AUGUGUGUAUGUGGUUUAUUUCGUCCUGUAAAAGCAUUACGGUUUGUGUGGAAGCAAAGUUACAAGGAUCUUCUUCCCCCUGUUACUAUCCCUACUUAUGUAUGUGGACAACGACGUCUGCCCAACACUAGUGUAGGCAAAAUCAACAGUAAAAGCAGCAGCAGUAAUACUAAUAAUAAUAAUAAUAAUAAUAAUAAUAAUAAUCAUCAUCAUCAUAAUAACAGUAGUGGUGUACCAGUGGUAGUGGAGAGUCCAUCUGAUGCUGCUGGGAUUCUUACAUUUUUAACGGAUUCAACUGAAGCAGCAGUUUCUUCACUGCAUGAUGUUGCACAAUCAACACACAAACUCUCCUACACAGACCGGUGCUGUGUGCUUGACAAUUUAUCUACAUUACUAACUGAAAAUUCAGAACUACUUGCCUCAUCAGAAGCACUGGUCACUGGAAUGUGCUUGCGUGAUGCACGGCGUUCCAUUCAAGACGCUGUGAAAUUUAUCGUAUCUUGUAGACAACGUUUACAAACACAUAAAAUGAUAUCAAAUAAUACAGAUGUUGAUAUAGCGUACGUAGAUGAUGUACUCUGCACGCUUGGAUAUACAGAUAGUAUGACACAUAACGAAGAUGCGUGUUUGGCAUUAUGUUUCAGUGCGGCAAACUUUCCACUUCAGUGGGGGAUGGAAUUAGUGGCCGCAGCCAUUACUCGUGGAAGUACAGCGGUGUGGAUACCAUCACUUGAAGCUCCUUUAUCGGCUCUUUGGCUUAUACAUCUCCUUUCACAAGAACAGAAGAAGAAUAGGAGUAAGGAUACAGAGACAUUUCCACAUGAGGCUUUAAGUAUCAUUUUAUGCCGUGGUGAUCAAGUUGUGAGGAAUUUUAUUCCUCAACUUAAUGAAAACCAGAGAGUGAUAGGAUUGACAAAUGGCUUUGGGUAUAAUGAGAUAAACUGUAAUUCAGGUUCAUCUAAAAUACCAUCAGGAUCAAAUGAUACAAACAUAAUGCAGAGAUGCAGAUGGCACCAUCGAAUGUCAAAAUCCUCAAUAGCCAUUGUGGGAUUAAAUCACAACAUUCCAUCAUCAUCAUCAUCAUCAUUAUCAUUAUCAAUAACAACAUCAUUGGAUGUUCAACAGAUUGCGAAGCGUAUUUGCCAUGAUGCAUUCCACUGCAAUGGACGUACAUUACAUCCCCUCCAUCUCGUCUUUAUUCCACAGGAACACAUACUCUCCGUGCUGCGCGGUAUCGUUCAGCAUAUACGCCAAUUACGUGUGGGCCACAGUCUUGAUCCCGCUGUGGAUAUUGGGCCACUGCCCGGCGCAGCACAUCUUAACGCUAUGAAGUCUGCUGUAGAGAUGGCUGUCUGUUGUAGUGAUGUGCAUCUUCAACAGGUGUGCGGUGGAUUUGAGUUGGCCAUGCCAGCUGGGUUUUUCUGCACACCUUGUGUAUUGUACGGGACCGUAGCGAAUGUCCAUACCGCAGCAGAGAGUGAAAAUGCUAUUCGUGUAAUGUGUGUAAAUAUGGCGAAGAUACGUUCAGAGUUGAAUCCAUACGGUGGAGGACCUCUGUUAGUUGUCUGUGGUUACAACCCACAAGAACAACAAGAAGGACUUGAGUUGGUACUUCAUGACACCACAGAGUAUGUGAUUCAUUACUGGUGA
This is a messenger RNA of Trypanosoma theileri, 1650 nucleotides long. RefSeq lists its product as uncharacterized. The transcript has a single exon. Lineage: Eukaryota; Euglenozoa; Kinetoplastea; Trypanosomatida; Trypanosomatidae. The record is from RefSeq and is a predicted model, not a curated record. Gene Ontology annotation, molecular function: aldehyde dehydrogenase (NAD+) activity. Bases 1 to 1650 code for a protein of 549 amino acids.